GAGGGUCAUUUCUCCGUUAAAUCCGACGUCUACAGCUUCGGAGUAUUGAUCUUAGAGAUCAUAACAGGGAAGAAAAACAAUAUGGGAUCUAUGGAACAAAGGUGAAGCAACAAAGAUCGUAGACAAAUUAAUGAACCAAGAGAUUUAUGAUGAGAGCGAAGUGAUGAAGUGCGUACACAUUGGGUUGCUUUGCGUACAAGAAAAUGCUUCGGAUAGACCAGACAUGCCCUCUGUUGUGUCCAUGUUUGGUCAUAAGGCCAAUGACUUUCCUCCUCCGAAGCAUCCUGCGUUUACGUCGGGAAGGAAGCCACACGUCAAGAAUGACGACAGCACGUCCGGUGCUUACCUCAGUGGAGAAAAUAGCAAUUCUGUUAAUGACAUUACUCUCACUGAUGUUCAUGGCCGUUGAAAUAUUUUGAAUUGUUGAGAGAUCUAUCUUAGUUGCUAAACUACUUCCAUAGAAGUGUAUGUUUUAGUUUUAAUUGCAACUACGUGUGAGACGUUGAUUAACUAUGAAAUAAGGAGGAAGCAGGAGAAGAAAUGGGGAAGAGUGGCGGUGGUGGUUGGCUCCCCGCCGAUGGAUCUGAUUGUUCCCAUGGUUUCUCCUCAUAUUACCUUGGAAAUUUAGGUGGCGUGGACUGAUUGAUUCCUGCACAGUGAAAAAGAGGCAAUGAUUGAAUGGACACUGGACAAGGAAGGAAAAAGUUUCAGGACGUUGGUAACCUUUUUAGUUCGUGUCAUGUUGUAAGUCACAUGUUUUUACAUGUUUGAAAGUUCAACCUUAGAGAGAUAAAUCCGGAACCGAGCGUGACUGAUUUGAUGCCUGCAGUUAAUGUUGUUAGUUCAGGUGAGUCCCACUUGGGAUUUCAAUAAGACACAAAGCAUUUAUACGUUUCCAUCAAACUUCUGAUCAGAAAACAAACAGAAGAUGAAGAUCUUCUUCAUCUUUUUCUUUGUUUUAUUCUCCUUCCUUGUCCAUUCUUGUUUGUCCAACAACAUGAUCAUGAGAACGCAGUCCAUGAGAGACGGCGAUGUUAUAUUCUCUCAAGGAAAGAGAUUCGCUUUUGGAUUCUUCAGCCUGGGGACUUCAAAGCUCAGGUACGUUGGGAUUUGGUAUGCUCAAGUCUCUGAGCAGACUAUUGUAUGGGUUGCAAACAGAGACCAUCCUAUCAAUGACACGUCUGGUCAUUUAAAGUUCAGCAGCAGAGGGAAUCUCUGUGUGUAUGGAUCUGUCAACGGAACAGAACCUAUCUGGUCUACCGAUGUUUUGGAUACAAUAUCAGAACCGGCUCUAGUUGCGAAGCUGUCUGAUCUAGGCAACCUUGUGCUGCUUGAUCCUGUCACAGGGAAAAGCUUCUGGGAGAGCUUUAACCAUCCUACAAACACGUUGCUUCCCUUUAUGAAGUUCGGAUACACUCGCCAAGACGGUGUGGACCGGUUCAUGACGUCGUGGAGAUCUCCUGGUGACCCUGGUUUCGGGAACGUUACGUUCCGGAUAGAGCGUAGAGGGUUUCCGCAGAUGAUGAUGUACAAAGGAACGACUCUGUGGUGGCGUACUGGGUCAUGGACAGGGCAGAGAUGGAGCGGUGUGCCUGAGAUGACAAACAAGUUUAUAUUCAAUAUCUCGUUUGUGAAUAGUCCUGAUGAAGUAUCGAUCACUUACGGUGUGUUGAAUCCUCUAGUCAUAACGAGAAUGGUGCUGAACGAGACGGGGACCCUGCAGCGGUUCACGUGGAACGGGAAGGAUAAGAAGUGGAUCGGGUUCUGGUCAGCUCCUGAGGAGAAGUGUGACAGCUACAACCACUGUGGCCUUAACGGUUACUGCGAUACCACGAGUCCAGACAAGUUUGAGUGCUCUUGCCUACCGGGGCACGAGCCUAAAACGCCCCAAGCUUGGAACUUGAGGGAUGCUUCCGAUGGGUGCAAGAGGAGCAAUGCGGCUUCGUUAUGUAAUGGGAGAGAAGGUUUUGCGAAGUUGAAGCGGGUGAAGGUUCCAAAUACAUCAGGUGUGAGUGUGGAUAUGAACAUAACGCUUAAAGAAUGUGAAAAGAGGUGCUUGAGGAACUGCUCUUGUGUCGCUUAUGCGAGCGCUUACCACGAGAGCGAAGACGGAGCGAAAGGUUGCUUGACAUGGCACGGUGAUAUGUUGGAUACGAGGACAUACUGGAGCGCAGGACAAGAUUUCUAUCUACGUGUAGAUAAGGCAGAGUUAGCGCGGUGGAAUGGAAGUGGAUCAUCAGGGAAGAGGAGACUUUUCUUAAUUCUCAUCAGCAUGAUUGUAGUGGUGAUGUUGCUAAUGAUCAUGUUGUUCUGUUUCAUAAGGAAACGAAGACAGGUUCACAGGCAUAAGAAACCUCCAUCAACCUUCGCCCCGAGCUCUUUUGAUAUUGAAGAGCCAUUCGUAUUAGAAGAGCUCGAGGAUAAAUCAAGAAAGGGGGAGUUGCCUCUCUUUGAGCUUAGCACAAUCGCUGCAGCCACUAAUAACUUUUCUUUUCGACACAAGCUUGGAGCAGGUGGUUUCGGAGCCGUUUACAAGGGCGUGUUAGAAAACGGUAUGGAGAUAGCAGUGAAGAGGUUGUCAAAAAACUCGGGCCAAGGAAUGGAAGAGUUCAAGAACGAGGUCAAGUUGAUAUCGAAAUUGCAGCAUCGAAAUCUCGUGAGGAUCUUAGGGUGUUGCGUUGAAUCGGAAGAGAAGAUGUUGAUAUACGAGUAUUUACCAAACAAGAGCUUAGACUGUUUCAUAUUCCGCGAGGAGCAUAGAGCAGAGUUGGAUUGGCCAAAACGGAUGGGGAUAAUCCGAGGGAUUGCGCGGGGAAUCUUGUAUCUACAUCAAGAUUCAAGACUGAGGAUCAUCCACAGAGACCUCAAGGCAAGCAAUGUACUUCUUGACAACGAAAUGAUCCCCAAGAUUGCUGACUUUGGCAUGGCUAGAAUCUUUGGAGGCAACCAAAUCGAAGGAAGCACAAACCGAGUUGUUGGAACAUAUGGAUAUAUGUCACCUGAGUAUGCAAUGGAUGGUCACUUCUCAAUUAAAUCCGACGUCUAUAGCUUUGGAGUAUUGAUCUUAGAGAUCAUAACCGGAAAGAAGAAUAGUGCAAUCUACAACGAAAAUUCAAACCUAGUCGGACAAAUCUGGGGUCUGUGGCAAAAAGGUGAGGCAAGAGAGAUCAUAGACACGUUAAUGGACGCAGAGAGUUAUGAAGAGAGCGAAGUGAUGAAGUGCGUACACAUUGGGUUGCUUUGCGUGCAAGAAAGCGCUUCGGACAGACCAGACAUGUCUUCUGUUGUGUUCAUGUUGGGACAUAACGCCAUUGAUCUUCCAUCUCCGAAGCAUCCUGCGUUUACGGUGGGGAGGAAGAGAAACGUCAAAAAUGGAGGCAGCUCAGGUAACUUGCCUAGUGGAGAAACCGGUAGUUCUGUCAAUGAUGUUACCCUCACCGACGUUCAAGGUCGUUAAAAAUAAUUACAAGUGUCUUUCUCUAUGUUACAACAAUAGUCUUUAUUCUAUAGGUAUAGUUUGUUAUGAAAUAACUUAUAAUUUAUAGUAUCGAGAAAUUUAAAUAAGAGUAGAAUUUAAUACCCGUAGGAAGCAAAUAACACUAGUAUAAGAGAGAGAGUUUAUUAUAAGGAAGAAGAAGAAGAUGUAAUGGUUCUUUGAUUAUAAACUCUUGUUCUUGUU
Messenger RNA from Brassica napus (rape), 3679 nucleotides. Its product is annotated as G-type lectin S-receptor-like serine/threonine-protein kinase At1g11410. Gene Ontology annotation, biological process: recognition of pollen; protein phosphorylation. The coding region runs from base 929 to 3457 and encodes 842 amino acids. Gene Ontology annotation, molecular function: protein serine/threonine kinase activity; ATP binding. NCBI's taxonomy places the organism in Eukaryota, Viridiplantae, Streptophyta, Magnoliopsida, Brassicales, Brassicaceae. The transcript has 9 exons. The record is from RefSeq and is a predicted model, not a curated record.